GGCCCCCGGGCUGGGCACGGCGCUCGCUGCCGCCGCCGUUCCCCCGCCGUGGCUUUGUACCCACGCCCCUCUCCUUGUGUGUGUCUGUUUGUGUAGGUGUGUAGGUGUGCGUGUAUUUUCCCUCUCCCGCUGCGGUAACGCCGCCGCACCUUGCCCGCCGGGCUCCCACCGGGCUGAGGAUCCGCCGCUGCCCUCCUCCUCCUCCUGCCUCACCUUCGACCAGGUGACUUGUCUUUCAGUCCUCAUCGUGGUAUUUUUUCCUCGGUGUUUGAGCUGGCUUUUCCACCUGUAUUGCUGGUAGCGGGCGAAGGGCAGCUUUCAGUGAUUUGACCUGUUGGGCAGCUGUUUUCUGAGUGACACUGGAGACAUGCCAGCCACCUGAGGUGAAUCAAGCAGUGGCAGGGACAGGGCCUACCCGGGUUGAAGUUUUAAUCCCAGGCACGUGGCAUUUGCUCGAGUCAUCACUGAUUGUGGAAUCUGUUAUUGUUCAGCCUAUUUUCUUCAUGAAACAAUUACUGAGUUACCUAAGUGCUGUAAAUACUGCGGCAGGGUGUGACUUCAGUCAGCUGUGACCUCAGUUCAGUUGUUUCUCCCAGUAAGCGACAGUGAGAAUGAAUGGACACAUAUCAAACACCCCUCCUGGUGGAUAUGGAAGUUAUUUUCCCCAAAUGAAUGGCUAUGGCUCCCCAACAUUUGCUCAGGCAGAGAGGGAGCAGAACUCGAGAACAAGUGCAAAAGCUCUUUAUGGAACAGAUGGACUUUACUUCUUCAGAUCAUCAUCCAAACAAAAAAAGAAAGAACAAAGAAAGAGUUAUGCACGGGACAGUGCCAGCAGCAUAUCCGAAACAUCACAGUAUCACGUAGAGCACUUGACCACGUUUGUUCUGGACCGAAAAGAGGCAAUGAUUACAGUAGAUGAUGGAAUAAGAAAGCUGAAAUUGUUGGACGCCAAAGGCAAAGUGUGGACUCAAGAUAUGAUUCUUCAAGUGGAUGACAAAGCUGUCAGUUUGGUGGACUUGGAAUCAAAGAAUGAACUGGAGAAUUUUCCUUUAAGCACAAUUCAGCAUUGCCAAGCUGUGAUGAAUGCAUGCAAUUACAAUUCAAUUCUUGCAUUAGUAUGUAAAGAACCAACCCAAAACAAACCUGAUUUGCAUCUUUUCCAAUGUGAUGAAAUUAAGGCUAGCUUUAUUCACGAAGAUAUUGAAAGUGCAAUCAGUGACAGCAAAAGUGGGAAACAAAAGAAGAGGCUUGAAACACUGAGAAUGAUCUCCAAAGCUGACAGUGCCAUCCCUCCUCCGCCACGGGCACCGGCCCCAGUGCCCCCGGGGACCAUCACGCAGGUGGACGUGAGGAGCCGCGUGGCAGCGUGGUCUGCGUGGGCUGCUGAGCAGGGCGACUUUGAAAAACACAGACAAUACCAUGAACAUGAAGAAACAGCAGAGAUGAUGGCAGCCAGGAUUGACAGAGAUGUUCAAAUUCUGAACCAUAUUUUGGAUGACAUAGAGUAUUUUGUUACCAAACUUCAAAAAGCUGCUGAAGCAUUUGCUGAACUUUCAAAGAGGAAGAAAACUAAGAAAAGUAAAAAGAAAGGACCUGGAGAGGGAGUUCUCACUCUCCGUGCAAAACCACCACCUCCAGAUGAAUUUGUUGAUUGUUUCCAAAAAUUCAAGCAUGGCUUCAAUCUUCUGGCUAAAUUGAAGUUCCAUAUCCAGAAUCCUAGUGCAGCUGAUCUGGUUCAUUUUCUCUUUACCCCACUACAAAUGGUGGUACAGACAACAGGAGGUCCAGAGCUUGCUGGUACAGUACUCAGCCCCCUCCUAACAAAAGAUACCAUAGACUUCCUGCGAUAUACUGUCACCAGCGAGGAAGGACAGUUAUGGAUGUCGUUGGGUGACACGUGGACCAAAGCCAGAGCUGAUUGGCCCAAAGACCAUUUUAUUCCUCCUUAUGUCCCCCGUUUCCGAAAUGGUUGGGAACCUCCUUUGCUGAACUUCAUGGGAGCUCCGAAGGAACAGGAACUCAACCAUUUGGCUGAGUCUGUGGCAAACGUUGCAGAGCAACAGCGGAAGCAAGAGAUGAAAAGGAUGUCAGCUGAGCCUCCCGGUGUUCCUGACUACCCUCCAUCAGAUGGGUAUGCAUUCAGUAACACAGUUUACAAAAGAGGGCCUCUGCUGGACCAGGGGGCAGCUGUUGCUGCCUUUAAGCAAACUGUUAGCCGACAUGUAGAUAGAAACUAUGAAGCACACAAUAAAACACAGAGCAAGAAAUAUGCCAAAUGCAAGUAUGAAUUUAUGGCAAGAAACAACAGCGAGCUUUCCGUCAUGAAAGAAGAGAUCGUAGAGAUUCUGGAUGACAGAAAACAGUGGUGGAAGGUUCAGAACAGGAGUGGCAGCACAGGCUUUGUGCCAAACAAUAUUUUGGACCCUCUGAGGAAUCAAGAAGGUGGUCAAGGAUGGCCGGAGCCUGCGUAUACUCGCACCAUCCAGAAACAAAGGACAGACUAUGUAGGAAAACAAUCUGAUCCAGUUCCUGCUACUCCUUCACCACCUCCCACACCUGCUCCUGUCCCCGUGGCUGUCCCUCUUCCUCCCAGUGCACCAGCACCUAUUCCAGUUCCUGUGCCCAAAGCGCCAGCAGCCGUCAGCCGCCAAAGCAGCACCUCCAGCGACAGCGGUGGGAGUGUUGCACGAGACACUCAGAGGCAGAAGCAAAUUCCUGUGGAUCGCAGGAAAUCGCAGAUGGAGGAGGUGCAGGAUGAACUUGUUCACCGCCUCACCAUCGGCCGGAGUGCUGCCCAGAGGAAGUUCCAUGUGCCACGACCCAACAUCCCGGUGGUUAACAUCACUUAUGACUCCUCCCCUGAGGAUGUGAAAGCGUGGUUGCAGUCCAAAGGAUUCAACCCUGUGACUGUCAACAGCCUUGGUGUGCUGACAGGUGCUCAGCUUUUCUCCCUCAACAAGGAGGAACUGAGGACUGUUUGCCCAGAAGGGUCGAGAGUCUACAGCCAAAUUACGGUACAGAAGUCUGCCUUGGAGGCAAACAGUGGUAGUUCAGAACUGCAAGAAAUUAUGAGAAGACGACAGGAAAAGAUCAGUGCAGCUGCCACAGAUUCAGGUGUGGAGUCCUUUGAUGAAGGGAGCAGCCACUAAAUGUGUUUCCUCUUUUCUUUAAUUCCAUUGUCCAUAGAAUCAUACCAUCCAGCUUUGCUUUAGGAAGCAGUGAAGGGGAAUGUCUUACUAUAUUGUAACUUAACUAGCCAACAUAAAGAAAAUUUACAGUAAUCUCCACAGAAGUACCUACUGCUGCCUUCUCAUCAUGAAAAAUAAACAGAUAAGAAAUUCAGUGGAGCUUCCUGGCAGGUGAAAAUAUUGGUACAUGAUUCAUUCACACCCAAAGAUGAGUCUUGGCUUUAUGGAAUUAACAUGACAGAUAAAUUGUCACACAUCUUUGUGAUUCAUCUGAGGGAAGCUGAGCCAGCAAUAAAAAAGCAUUUGACCCCUUCAGUAAUUAUAAGAUUCUGAAUCCCAUCUCUUGCUGUAGUGUGCAAUUAUGUCUUUUUGGCUCAGUCUUUCUUGUCAUGCAUUUGGCUGCAGGACAUUUACUUAAGUUGUCGAUGCUGGCAAUUGGAGAGGAAAUGUUUAGAGAAUGAACAGCAGCCCAACAUAGACUGAAUCUUUCUUGCAUCACUCCCAAGGUGUUUUACUACUAAUGAUGCUGUUUAUAGCAAAAUAAUACUCUGUACAUUGAUUUUAUCAAUGCUUCACCCAUGAUGAACUAUAAUAUUGCACAGAAGGAAUAACUAGAAUAUAGUAACACAGCUCAAAGAGAUGAUGAGGUCUGCUGUAGCUGGCCAUGCAACAACUCACAGUACUUUUUUUUAAAUAUACUUGCAUUUUUUUUUGCCUGUAACUUAACCCAUCAAAAGAACAGUGUGUAAUCUAGACUCCUCUGUGUGUUGAUCCCAGAUAUCAGUUUUUUUCCUUAUGUAAAAAACUAUUAUUCCUUUAUAAAUGUAAUCUUUUGGGAAAGCAGAUUCCUGGAGGCAAAAGGGGGAAAAGAAGAGGAAACAUCUUUUCCAGAAAAUGUUAUUUUUGAAAUGAAAUCAUUUUUGUCACAAAAUGUUCUGUUAUGGUCAUGUGAUUUUAUAUAUAAUAUAUUUAUUAUAUAUAAUAUAUAAUAUCACCUAAUUUAGACAAAUUUAAUCAUCUAGUUUGAUUGAGUUUCAUAGUGCCUUUUUCACACGAAUCAGCUUAAAGUCUGCAAUAAACAGUAUUUCUUGUCUGUUAAAUUGUUGUAUCUUUGUGGCUACAAAGACAGUAUUGAAAUAAGAAAGAAAUCUUGAUUUUUGCCAUUAGUUUACUUUUCCUCUGCAUACUAGGGAAGAAAAGAAUCCUAUUCAUUUUUCACAAAAGAAAAUAUUAAAUUCUUAAUAAAGUUGUUAAGUGCCAUUUAUUGUAAAUGCCCUCACAAA
Molecule: messenger RNA, 4471 nt
Organism: Myiozetetes cayanensis
Lineage: Eukaryota; Metazoa; Chordata; Aves; Passeriformes; Tyrannidae
Gene: EPS8
Product: epidermal growth factor receptor pathway substrate 8
Exons: 24
Coding region: 612-3149 (845 amino acids)
Biological process (GO): positive regulation of ruffle assembly; Rho protein signal transduction; regulation of Rho protein signal transduction
Cellular component (GO): plasma membrane; ruffle membrane; vesicle
Molecular function (GO): actin binding
Source: RefSeq, a predicted model, not a curated record